AGAGUUAAAGUUAGGGUUUACGUUAGGUUAGAGAGCAAUGUCGUCACGCCGUCGGAGCAACGGCGCGUCCCCAUUGAUCAACCCGCAGCGCCAGAUCACUUCCUUCUUCGCCAAAGCCACUUCUUCUCCAUCUCCAUCUCCAUCUCCAAUCCCUAAAUCUAACUCCAGCCCUUCUCCUUCGCCUUCGCCUCUGGAAUCGAAGCCCAGUCCGACGAAAUGUUACGGCGAAGAGGUCGUCGGGAAGAGGAUCAAGGUGCUCUGGCCGGCUGAUAGGGCCUGGUACAAAGGCUGUGUCAAGUCCUUCAAUAAGGAGAAGACUAGUCACUUGAUUCAGUACGACGAUGGUGACGAAGAAGAAUUGAAUUUGUCUCUGGAGAAAUUCGAGUUGCUUCAAGACACUGUUACGAACUUGAAGCGCUUGCGCCGAGGUCCUUUGCCGACGACUCCCGACGCCCCGGUGGCGGUGGCGGAGGAGGAGGACAAGGACGAGAGUCAUGAAGAUGAUGAUUCCGGCGAUGAGGAUUGGGGAAAGAGUGCGGAGAAGGAAGUGGUUGAGGAGGAGGAAGACGAGACUAUGGAAUUGGAGGAUGAGGAAGAUAGUGACGAGGGAGUGCCCAAGUCCAAAGGAAAGCGCGGCGGCGGCUCCGGUAAGCGAAAGUUGAGCGGCGGAGGGAACUUGGGGUCUGCUAAGAAGACCAAGAGUGGUGGAGAUGUAGUUACUAAUGGCCUCAAGGCUAAUUUGACUGAGCCUACUACUGAGGCUGAGAGCACAAAGGCUGUUAACGGUAUCAAAAUUGGUGAUGCCUCAGAACGAUUUAGCAUGCGUGAAGCUGAGAAGUUCCGUUUCCUUGGGGAAAAACGCCGGGAUGCCAAAAAGAGAUGUCCUGGGGAUCCAAAUUAUGAUCCACGAACUCUGUAUCUACCUCCUGAUUUCUUAAAGAGUCUAUCAGGUGGCCAGAGGCAAUGGUGGGAGUUUAAGUCAAAGCACAUGGACAAAGUUCUCUUUUUCAAGAUGGGCAAGUUUUAUGAACUUUUCGAAAUGGAUGCACAUAUAGGAGCUAAAGAACUUGAUCUUCAAUAUAUGAAGGGCGAACAACCCCAUUGUGGAUUUCCAGAGAAGAACUUUUCAAUGAAUGUGGAGAAACUGGCUAGAAAGGGUUACCGAGUUCUUGUCAUAGAGCAGACAGAAACACCUGAACAGAUGGAGGUUCGUCGCAAAGAGGGUGGCUCUAAAGAUAAGGUUGUGAAACGUGAAGUAUGUGCAGUAGUUACAAAAGGAACACUAACUGAGGGAGAGAUGCUGUCCGCAAACCCUGAUGCUUCUUAUCUAAUGGCAGUGACUGAAACCUCUCAAAAUUUAGUAAACCAAAAUGCCGAGCGUGUUUUUGGAGUUUGUGUGGUUGAUGUUGCUACCAGCAGGGUUAUUCUUGGACAGUUUCCAGAUGAUUUAGAGUGCAGUGCUUUGUCUUGUCUAUUGUCUGAAUUGAGGCCUGUGGAACUAGUAAAACCUGCAGAACUGCUUAGUCCUGAGGCAGAAAAAGUACUGCUGAGGCAUACAAGAAAUCCACUAGUGAACGAGUUAGUUCCACUUUUGGAAUUCUGGGAUGCUGAGAAAACUGUUUGUGAAGUGAAAAGUACCUAUAGCCGUGCAGAUGAUUCUCAAAUGGAAGAAGAUGGCUUCAGCUGCUUGCCAGAUGUGUUGUCUGAGCUGAUUGGAGCCAGGGAGAAUGGCAUCUGUGCACUUUCAGCUCUUGGAGGUGCUCUUUUCUACUUAAAGCAGGCUUUCCUGGAAGAGACAUUGCUUAGGUUUGCAAAAUUUGAGUUACUUCCAAGUUCUGGUUUUGGCGGUAUCAUAUCAAAACCAUACAUGGUUCUCGAUGCUGCUGCUCUAGAGAACCUUGAGAUUUUUGAGAACAGCAGAAAUGGAGACUCUUCAGGGACAAUGUAUGCACAAUUGAAUCACUGUGUGACCGCUUUUGGGAAGAGAUUACUUAAGACAUGGCUUGCGAGACCUCUGUAUCAUGUAGAGUCAAUUAAGGAACGCCAGGAUGCCGUCUCAAGUUUACGGGUAAAUGCCAUAGACUAUUUUUUUUUUUUUUUUUCCGUAUUUCCGUUACGGUAUCCAGAUGCCAUGCCUCCUUUUGGGCUUCGUUGUCAUAUGAUUUCUAAGCUAGCUUCUUUGUAGGGAAUCAACCUUCCUCAUGCACUUGAUUUUCGAAAAUCAAUGGCUAAGAUUCCAGACAUGGAGCGUUUGCUUGCACGGGUCUUUGCUAGCAGUAAAGCUAGAGGAAGGAAUGCUAACAAAGUGGUUUUAUACGAGGACGCUGCCAAAAAACAGCUCCAGGAGUUUAUUUCAGCUUUACGCGGUUGUGACCUAAUGGCAACAGCAAUUUGCUCUCUUGGUGCCAACUUGGAAAAUGUUGAAUCUCAACAACUUCAUCAUUUGCUGACACCUGGUAAAGGUCUUUCUAAUGUCAACUCAGUUCUAAAACACUUCAAGGAUGGCUUUGAUUGGGUAGAAGCCAAUAGUUCAGGUCGUAUAAUACCUCGUGAAGGAGUCGAUAAUGAAUAUGAUUCUGCAUGUGGAAAAGUGAAAGAGAUCGAGUCUCAUUUCAUGAUGUACCUUAAGGAACAGAGAAAAUUACUCGGAGAUAAAUCUAUCACUUACGUUACAAUUGGAAAAGACACAUACCUAUUGGAAGUUCCAGAAAGUUUGGGUGGGAGUGUACCUCAGGAUUAUGAAUUACGUUCAUCCAAAAAGGGUUUCUUUAGGUAUUGGACACCAAAUAUUAAGAAGUCAUUGACAGAGCUCUCACAAGCUGAAUCCGAAAGGGAGUCCUCACUUAAAAACAUUUUGCAGAGGUUAAUUGGACAAUUCUGUGAGCAUCAUAUAAAGUGGAGACAAUUGGUCUCUGUGACUGCUGAACUGGAUGUUUUAAUCAGCCUAGCAAUUGCAAGUGAUUAUUAUGAGGGACCCACCUGUCGGCCUGUUAUCAUGAGUUCAUCAGAUACAGAAGAAGUACCCCUCUUCUCUGCAAAGAGUUUGGGACAUCCUGUUAUUAGAAGUGAUUCUUUAGGAAAAGGUACAUUUGUCCCCAACAACAUUACUCUUGGAGGUACUGGUCAUGCAAGCUUUAUCCUUCUCACUGGCCCUAACAUGGGUGGGAAGUCAACUCUGCUUCGCCAAGUUUGCUUGGCUGUGAUUUUAGCCCAGUUAGGAGCAGAUGUGCCUGCUGAGAGCUUUGAGCUAUCUCCUGUUGAUCGGAUCUUUGUUCGGAUGGGUGCCAAAGAUCAUAUCAUGGUAGGCCAAAGUACAUUUCUUACGGAGCUUUCAGAAACUGCAACAAUGCUGUCAUCUGCUACUCGUAACUCAUUGGUAGCACUAGAUGAACUUGGACGUGGGACGUCAACUUCAGAUGGACAAGCCAUUGCGGAAUCAGUUCUUGAACAUUUUGUCCACAAGGUUCACUGUCGAGGAAUGUUUUCUACACACUAUCACAGACUAGCCGUUGAUUAUCAAAAUAAUUCUCAGGUUUCGCUCUGCCAUAUGGCAUGCCGAGUUGGAAAUGGAGAUGAAGGUGUGGAAGAAGUGACAUUUCUUUACAGGUUGACUCGCGGUGCUUGUCCUAAAAGCUAUGGUGUCAACGUCGCCCGGUUAGCUGGACUUCCUAUUUCUGUACUUCAAAAAGCUGCCGCUAAGUCCAGGGAAUUCGAAGCUGCAUAUGGUAAACACUUGGAGCAAUCUGAAGAUAGCUUUCCCUUUCAAAGUCCAGCAGACAAGAUUGUUGAGUGCUUCAUAAAGUUCACCAACACUGUGGCAAAGUUGACUAGUCAUGAAUCUACUGAGGGCAUUGACAUUGACUCCCUGACUGAAGUUUGGCAUGAUGCAAGAUUGCUUGAGCAACAAAGUUGAGAUAGUGCACUUUUUGUACUUUCCAAGUUUCAGGUAAUUAAAUUUUGGCACUCCAAGAGGAUACUGUCAACUUCCUUCACUACUUGGUAGCAAUUUGCUAAUUCUCUUACCAACUCGUGUUGGAGUGCAAGUUCAGUCAUUUUUGAUAGAAUGUCCAACUG
Molecule: messenger RNA, 4074 nt
Organism: Fragaria vesca subsp. vesca
Lineage: Eukaryota; Viridiplantae; Streptophyta; Magnoliopsida; Rosales; Rosaceae
Product: DNA mismatch repair protein MSH6-like
Exons: 21
Biological process (GO): mismatch repair
Cellular component (GO): nucleus
Molecular function (GO): ATP binding; mismatched DNA binding; ATP-dependent DNA damage sensor activity
Source: RefSeq, a predicted model, not a curated record